AUGCUGGUGAUCGAAGAUUGCGCGUCCUCAGAAGCGGUCACAGUACUGGUGAGAGGCGGCAACAAGAUGAUCGUGGAGGAGGCGAAACGGUCGUUACAUGACGCCAUGUGCGUCGUGCGGAACUUGGUGAGCAUAAUAGAAUUGUGUACGGUGGAGGGGCGGCCGAGAUCGCGUGUAGUGUGGCUGUCAGCAAAGCCGCCGACGCGGCGACGGGUCCCGAGCAGUACGCCAUCCGGGCCUUCGCCGACGCGCUGGACGACGUGCCCAUGGCCCUCGCCGAGAACAGUGGUUUGUCGCCGAUCGCCGAGCUCACCGCGGUCAAAGCGGCUCAGGUGGCACAAAACUGCCCGUUCCUCGGCGUCGACUGCUUGCAACAGGGCACGAACGACAUGAAGCGCCAGAAGGUCUUCGAGACGCUGAUCGGGAAGCAGCAGCAGGUCCAGCUCGCGACGCAGGUCGUCAAGAUGAUUCUGAAGAUCGACGACGUCAUCAUGUCCGGGGCCUAC
Pelagomonas calceolata is the source of this 506-nucleotide messenger RNA. The record is from the annotation of a GenBank genome assembly. NCBI's taxonomy places the organism in Eukaryota, Pelagophyceae, Pelagomonadales, Pelagomonadaceae.